CUCGUCUGACCAGUAUCAGCCUGUAUGUGAAGCAGAAGUGAAUUCAUAUCCCACGGUUCUUCCUUCAUAGUCCCCAACAAGUCAGCCAAAACAUUAGAUAGUGCGAUACGGCCUGUUCAACGCAAUCAUGUUUGGUGUACUGUGCUUUGCAGUCAUAUCUGCCCUUGCAAUUCUGGGGCAAGGUGGUGCGGUAAAGUUUUCGACGAGGAUUGUGCCGAAGGCUCACACGGAUCACGACGGCACGCUUUGUCCAUACAAGGCCGAUAUCGUCAUACUGAUGGAUGCUUCUAGCAGUAUUGGACACGAUAACUAUCAGGUAAUGAAGAACUUCCUUAGAGGCGUUGUUCAGCAUUUCGACGUAGGCCAAGACAACGUCCGCGUUGGACUUAUCACGUUCAACUUCGGGGCAUUGGUCGAAUUCAACUUGAACCAGUUCAGUACCAAAGAAGAGGUUCUCCAGGCAUUUGAUCAUGUUCAAGAUAUACACCAAGGUACAGCCACUCACAGGGCCUUGAAAUAUGCGCGUGAGAUCUCCUUCACGGCCGAGAAUGGCGACCGCCCAGAUAUUCCCAACGUCGCCAUUCUGUUGACGGACGGACAAUCAACGCAUCCAGACAAGACAGCGACAGAACAGGCGCUUCUCAAAGCCGCUGGAGUUCGAGUGUUUGCCAUCGGUAUUGGCUGGGUGGACGAAGCAGAGUUACGACUCAUCGCCAGCGAUCCGGUGGACAAAUACUUCCACUACGUUAAGGACUUCAGUGGUCUUGACGAGAUUCUGGCCGAAUUCCAACAAACAUCUUGCGCCGAGAUCACUCGACCUCUACCAACAACUCCAGUUCCCACCACUACGCUAGCACCCACAACAACAACAAAAAAGCCGUGUCCGUAUACCGCUGAUGUUAUGAUUCUGAUGGACGCGUCCAGCAGUAUUGGGCCGGAGAACUUUGAACAGAUGAGACAGUUCCUUCUGGGUGUCAUCGGCCAUUUUGAAAUCGGUGAGGACAGAGUUCGAGUAGGCCUUAUUACCUUUAAUUUCGGCGCAAGACAGGUAUUUUACCUCAACACGUACCACACAAAGGAAGAAGUCAUUCGAGCCUUUGCCCCGCUUCGAGGUACGGAAGUAGGAACCGCUACCCACGCAGCAUUGAGAAUUGCUAGAGAGACCGGCUUCACGUCAGAGCAUGGGGACCGGCCUGGUAUACCCAACAUCGCUAUUCUGAUCACGGAUGGAAGGUCUACUCACCCAGACAGAACUGCAACUGAACAGGCGCUUCUGAAGGCAGCGGGCGUCAGAGUGUUUGCUAUCGGUAUUGGUUGGACAGACGAGAACGAGCUACGCCUGAUUGCUAGCGAUCCGGACGAACAGUAUUUCCACUACGUAAAGAACUUUGAUGGGUUGGAAAAUAUCAUGGGAGAAUUUCAAGACACCUCUUGCAAUGAUAUAACCAGACCCCUUACGUAUGUGGAAACGCCCAAGCCCACUCCUCCUCCUGCUAAGCUGAAACCUGGACGCUCAGAUCUGUGUUUGUCAAAGGGAGAUGUUGUUUUCGUCCUGGACACUUCAUCCAGUGUCGGUCCAGCCGGCCUUCAGCGAGAGAAGGAGUUCAUCAUAGACAUUCUGUACGAGUUCGACAUCGGGCUUGACAGUGUACGAGUUGCCGUCAUCACGUUCGAUCUGUUCUCCAGGAUAGAGUUCAAUCUUGACACGUACACCACAAGAGACGAACUGAUAUCUGCCAUCAUGUCCAUCACGACUAUCCAAGUGGGAACAAAUACCCAUAAGGCUUUGGAUCAGGUCAGAACUGGAGUGCUCGGCACAUCCUCGGACAGGCCGGACGUGAAGGACAUUGUAGUAGUCGUCACUGAUGGUCGAUCUAGACAACCAGACUUAACAAGAGACGCCGCCAUUGCACUGAAAGCCCAAGGACCCACUGUUUUUGCCGUCGGUGUUGGUAACGUUGACACCACAGAGAUAGACACGAUCUCGUCUGAGCCCAACUCCCAGCACUCAUUCUUUGUCGACGACUUCGACGCGCUGUCUGCCAUCAAAGAUUCAGUAGUGGACAAAACCUGUGAUUACUGCCAUGUGGCCGAUAUGAUUAUCAUCAUGGACGCUUCCAGUAGCAUUGGUGAAGAAGAUUACACCACAAUGAAAAACUUUGUCAAAGAUUUUCUCCAGUUUUUCGUCAUCGGUCAGGAAAGAGUUCGUGUCGGACUCUUAACUUACAAUGUCAACCCCCACAUUGAGUUCCAGCUAAACUCCUUUUAUACUCACGCACCCAUGUUUGCUGCCAUAGACAAUCUGAACCCGACAGCCGUGGGAACCUGGACGGAUAAGGCUCUGAAAACGGCCCGCGAGGUGAUGCUGACGGAAGUGAACGGGGCCAGGGUGGGAAGCCCAAAGCUUGUCAUCACCCUCACGGACGGUCAAUCUCGUGAUCCUAACGCCACCAUAGCACAAGCCAACCUCAUGAAGGCAACGGGGGCUCAGAUGUUCUCUAUCGGCAUCGGCAAAUGGAUCAGUCAAGCUGAGCUGAAAGUUCUGGCCAGCAGGGAUGACUAUGUGUUCGAAGUGGCAAAUUUCGACGGUUUGGCCACUAUCGAGGCGCAGCUGCAGAGAAAGACCUGCAAUGCAACAGCAACUCCAUGGCCUGUUGGUUGUAAUGCUGUUGGGGACAUAAUCUUUGUAUUUGACUCUUCCUCGCAUAUGUCCAUCUAUGAUUUCGAGUUGGCCAAAAACUUCUCAGCGGAACUCGUCAAAGAUCUUCGCAUUGCCAACAAUAAGGCCAGAGUAGGAGCUGUCAAAUUCCACGAUGACGCUGUCCUUGAAUUUCCUUUGAAUUUUUCUUAUGAUAAGUCCACAAUCAUUAAGUCCCUUCUCCACAUCCAGAAGUCUGGGUCCGCAUCCAGAGUAGACAAGGCUUUCAACGAACUCCACACCGUGGCUUUCAAGGACUGUUUGGGAGACCGAGACUACGUGCCCAAUGUAGCGGUGUUUCUUACUAACGGGAACUUCCAGAAUCCGAUGAAAGCUGCAGAAUACACCAUCGCAGCUGCUAAUGCUGGUGUUCGAGUUUUCAGCGUAGGUAUUGGGAACAAGGUGAACUCCGUGGGAGUGGACAUGUUGGCUCCGAGGAACACCGGCGCUCAGUCAUUCCUAAUCAACGGCCGGACCGACGUCGGGAGGAUCCGAAGCGAGCUGCUGUCACACAUAUGUCACGACUACAGCCCCUGUCUUUAGAAAAACAAGACACAUACAAGCCAAUGGCCAAGGCAACCGAUGGAUAUCAUGACUUACAGAUGAGUGUGUUAAUAGGCUGUUCAAAUACGUGUACAUCAAAUUGGGAUGGGACAGCCAAUGGUCAAGACAAUCGAUGGACAUCAUGACUUACAGGUCUACCUCCAAUUGUUAGGUUGUCUACUUUUUACAUUUAUGACUAAAUAAAGUCUACAACUUGCUGUACAAGA
This is a messenger RNA of Liolophura sinensis, 3468 nucleotides long. RefSeq names its product collagen alpha-6(VI) chain-like. The record is from RefSeq and is a predicted model, not a curated record. Bases 128 to 3241 code for a protein of 1037 amino acids. Lineage: Eukaryota; Metazoa; Mollusca; Polyplacophora; Chitonida; Chitonidae. The transcript has 12 exons.